UGGGCUGUGAUCGGGGCCGGGGCCGGGUGUGGGUCGGGACUGUGAUGGGGUCGGGGCCGGGUGCGGGUCGGGGCGCUGGCGCACGCGGCCUCCACCCCCAGGCCUCCGAGGAGCUGCUGCGCGAGCACUACGCCGAGCUGCGCGGGCGCCCCUUCUUCGGCCGCCUGCUGGACUACAUGCGCUCGGGCCCCGUGGUGGCCAUGGUGAGGAACCUGGUCCACGGCAGCGACUCUCCGGAGAGCGCCCGCCGGGAGAUCGCGCUGUGGUUCGGCGCGGACGAACUGCUGUGCGGGGAGGACGGCGCCGCGCGCUGGCUGCACGAGUAGCCGAGGUGCCGGCCAGGCCCGGAGCGCCCACCUGCCACCCGGCCCCUCUCCCUGUCUCCUUUCAUAAUAAACAGCCGAAAACCUGUGUCAGGCUCGCGGGCCGGGCUCGGGACG
Dipodomys ordii (Ord's kangaroo rat) is the source of this 440-nucleotide messenger RNA. It is a transcript of the gene Nme3, whose product is annotated as NME/NM23 nucleoside diphosphate kinase 3. Gene Ontology annotation, molecular function: nucleoside diphosphate kinase activity. The coding region runs from base 45 to 326 and encodes 93 amino acids. The record is from RefSeq and is a predicted model, not a curated record. Lineage: Eukaryota; Metazoa; Chordata; Mammalia; Rodentia; Heteromyidae. Gene Ontology annotation, biological process: UTP biosynthetic process; CTP biosynthetic process; GTP biosynthetic process. The transcript is spliced from 2 exons.